AUGACUUCUAUUUCUGCUGGUGACGAUACCACUACGCUGCUUCCUGGCAGGAACCGAAGUGACCAUUUACUAGCAAGCUUCCUACCUUUGGAAACUCCGCUGGAGACCAUACCAUCGCUACCAAAAUUCCGCCCGAAACAUCUCAGACACCGACUUCCCUCAAAAGCUCCUCUGCAUAGGCGACUCUAUUCACCCUCUGCCCUGUCAACCAAAUCUUCAGUACCCAUCUUAACCAUCUAUAAGAUGGCUCCUAUCCUCCUCUCCAACAAUAUCCGUACUCCCUUCAGAUACUUGAAUCGCAUCAUCCACCUUCGCAAGGGCGAGGACAAGGGCAAAACCAGAGCCCAGCCCGAUCUAUCAUCAGCCCUAACCCGACUCUUCGCCAACUCUGAGAAUGACGAUGAGGAAUCGUCUAUCACCCACAUCACGGAGUCUACUUCCCAGAUAUGGGUCGAAGACCAAGAUCCAGCCCUCGUUGACUUACUCGCCACACUCUCCUUUACCAUAACGACCAGCACAUCCGACAGCUCUACGCUUCUUGCACUUCUUGCUUCUGCCCUCGACAUCCUAUCCACCUACGCUCAAAAUCACAAAGUCAAUACUCUUCCAAUCUAUACCGCCCUCUUGCGUCAUCUAGACACCUAUACCAGCUAUCUCAUCUGGGAUCAUGAGAUCCUUCUUACAGAUGCAGAAAUUAUCUUUACCGCCUCCAGUAUUCCAACCCCUAAACACCGGGACAACAUCAUCCUCCAGCUGGAAUCCGCAUAUGUCUCGAACUACGAGACGUGCAAGACGCUAGUAACUCGUCUUAAUCAACUAGUUGAUAUAGAGCUGAUGGAACGUGCGGAUUGGAUAUUUCCUCGCCAAAUUGGCUGGGUAGAAGUAAGGAGAGAAGUUAUAAGGCUUGAAAAGACUCUGAAAGAAAUCAGAUGGGCUGGCAAGUUGAAAGAAGUUGAAUACGUCAAUUGCUAA
Aspergillus niger is the source of this 972-nucleotide messenger RNA. RefSeq lists its product as hypothetical. The transcript has 2 exons. Bases 1 to 972 code for a protein of 323 amino acids. The record is from RefSeq and is a predicted model, not a curated record. Lineage: Eukaryota; Fungi; Ascomycota; Eurotiomycetes; Eurotiales; Aspergillaceae.